Coturnix japonica (Japanese quail) is the source of this 7760-nucleotide messenger RNA. RefSeq names its product NIMA related kinase 7 (gene NEK7). Gene Ontology annotation, molecular function: protein serine/threonine kinase activity; ATP binding. NCBI's taxonomy places the organism in Eukaryota, Metazoa, Chordata, Aves, Galliformes, Phasianidae. Gene Ontology annotation, biological process: peptidyl-serine phosphorylation. The record is from RefSeq and is a predicted model, not a curated record. Gene Ontology annotation, cellular component: nucleus.
CUGCUGAGAAGCCGGCGGGUGGAGGAGGAGGAAGAGGAGGAAGAGGAGGAAGAGGAGGAGGAGGAGGAAGAGGAGGCCGCCCCGGGAGCAGGCGGAGGCAGCGGCAGGUUCUGGGCCUUAGAGGACGUUUUUGCCUGCUAGAAUGGAUGAGCAGACACAAGGCAUGCAGGGGCCCGCAGCUCCGCCAUUUCAGCCACAGAAAGCCUUGCGGCCUGACAUGGGCUAUAAUACUCUUGCCAAUUUCCGAAUAGAGAAAAAGAUUGGCCGUGGCCAGUUCAGUGAAGUUUACAGAGCAACCUGCCUGUUGGAUGGGGUACCGGUAGCACUGAAGAAGGUCCAGAUAUUUGAUUUAAUGGAUGCCAAGGCUCGUGCUGACUGCAUCAAAGAAAUAGAUCUUCUAAAGCAACUGAACCAUCCAAAUGUAAUUAAAUAUUUGGAUUCUUUCAUUGAAGACAAUGAACUUAACAUUGUCCUGGAAUUAGCUGAUGCUGGGGAUCUCUCAAGAAUGAUAAAGCAUUUUAAGAAACAGAAGAGGUUGAUUCCUGAAAGAACAGUUUGGAAGUACUUUGUUCAGCUUUGCAGCGCAUUGGAACACAUGCAUUCUCGUCGCGUUAUGCAUAGAGAUAUAAAGCCAGCCAAUGUGUUCAUUACAGCUACGGGAGUAGUAAAGCUUGGAGAUCUCGGUCUCGGCCGAUUUUUCAGUUCCAAAACCACAGCUGCUCAUUCUUUAGUUGGUACACCUUAUUAUAUGUCUCCGGAGAGAAUACAUGAAAAUGGUUAUAACUUUAAAUCUGACAUCUGGUCUCUGGGCUGCCUGCUGUAUGAGAUGGCUGCACUGCAGAGUCCCUUUUAUGGUGAUAAAAUGAACUUGUACUCGCUGUGCAAGAAGAUAGAGCAGUGUGACUAUCCACCUCUCCCUUCAGAUCACUAUUCAGAAGAACUGCGACAGUUAGUUAAUAUGUGCAUCAACCCGGAUCCGGAGAAGCGACCAGACAUAACCUAUGUCUACGACGUAGCGAAACGUAUGCACGCACACACUGCGAGCAGCUGAACAGACAGCAGAUCCAGAAGAUCAGAAAUGUUCAAGUGCUUUAAAUAAGUCGUCCCACCUCUUUGCGUUACAGAAAUGUAAUUAUUUGAAGCUUACCAUUGUGCUUUGUAAACUCAUUUAUAUACGAACUUCAGUGUUUUCUGUUUGUUUUUGUUUUUAUUUUUUUUUUAAACUUUUUACCAACUUGCAGAUUUAAAUAUGUAAAGCAUAACUUUAAAAGAUACUGAGAGCCACUGCUUUCCGUGUUAAGUGAGUUCAAAUAUGUUUUCUUCACUGACAAAAUGUGUUCAGUUGGGCCUCAGUUCUAAAACACGGUUGCACUUUUGCACAGGAUACAGAUAUUAGGCUUAUGUAGAAGCAAAAUGUCUGAAUCUCACACCUUUUUAGUAAUUUAUAGGAAGUAUGAAUCAGCACAGUUAUGUUUAUUUUAAUCUUAGUUCUAAAAGGGGUAUAAUUAUUGUAGAAGGUUAUUGUAUUUUAUACUGAAUUAUAGUUUGCAGUUCUCAGCACGUGAGUAGACAGAUGACAUGAUUAGUUUUGUGCUUGCCAAACAUGAUGUAAAAAUAGUUGGUGGGGAAAAAAGCCUUACACUGAAAUUAAUGUUAACGUCCCUUUUCAUUAUGCUAUUCUGUCAUAAUGCACGUAAAACAUUUGUUGGAGGUUUUAUGGGAAAAUUUAAGGUGUUGAUUCUGCAGUUUGAUCGUUUUCAAUAGCCUUGUGCAGCACUGCCCCGGGGCAACGCAAGUCUGCAUAGCUGAGUGUUAAAACCGUGCAGAUGCUGCCUGUAGUGAAUAGUGCUCUUCUGAGGCCAGCACGUAUGAGAGGAUCUGAUUAAAGGAUGCGAUCUUUAAGUUACAGAUUUCUAUUUCUGUAAAUGUCACUGGUUGUAGAGUUUUGUAUUUAAAAUAAUUGGACCUUAUAAUGCUGUAUUUAAAGAUGCUUUUAAAGUACCAAAUCUUUUGGAAAAUAUAUAGUUGUGUACUAAAACAAAAUAUAUUAUUCCAGAGUAUCAGAUUUUGUAUUUUGUAUCCUAAGAAGUAGCUUUUUAUUUAGUAAAAGUAAAUUUUAGCACUUAUGUUUCAGAGUAAGUUCCCACUUCUGUUCUGGAAAUAAGUAUUGGUGCAAAAUGUCUGACAGGUAUUUCCUUAUUGAAAAGGAGAGUCACGAUAUUUUGGUUAAAUCUUAAAACCUUUCUGGUAUGUUUCAUAUUGUUUUCAUUGCUAAGGGAAAAAGGGGUGUUUGUAAACAGAGAUGGAACUCAAAUUUCCUGAAUGUCAAGAAUGAACUUUUUUUUGAGAAUACCAGAACUGUCAGAACAGAAUUGUUACCAAUGAGAUUGCUAAGAAGCUGUUAGUGUCACCUAAGCCUUUUGUUAUGUGGGUAAAAAGAAGUUAGUUGAGAGAAGAUCAGCAAUACAUAUAUCCACACGGAGGUUCUGUAUGCAGUCAGUUCCCUGCACUUCUUGUUUUGCUGAUUUUUUUUCUCUGUGCAGCUUUUUUAUUGGGUGUAAUGCCCAAAGAAUGCAAAUCUAAAUGGGGGAAAUUUGGAGUUUGAUCAGUCGUGCUUUGGGCAGGGUUUGUUUUUUUUAAUAUAUUUUUAAAAUUUAGACAUAAUGUGGAAAUUCUGUUUGGCAACGUGCAGCUUUUAAAAAUUAUGUGUCACAUCUUCAUCUUGGUGCAUUGUUUCUCUGCUGUUUUGUUCUAAUUUCCAGACUUUGUUAGGACAAGUCAUUUGUUUUCCUUCUUGCUGUCAUAUUUACUUGAUCUUGUCUUGUAGGACUCCAGUGGAACAAUGUAUAGGAAGAAAGUGCUUGAGAAACCUUGGUUUGUGUUUAACAACUUCUGUAUUUACAUUCAUGUAUUAUCUGAUAACUGUAUUUUAAACAAAUGAUGGUUAUAUGCUCAGAUGUCAGAGCAAAGUGGUUUCUAUUGGCAGAGGCAGCACCAUACUUGCUUGACUGCCAUGGUUAGUUUUUAAUAUGCAUAAGAACUCCAGUCAUUCUUCUCUGAAAUGGACUAGAAUAUUCCAAAGACACUGACAAAAAAAACCUAACACAAUCAGGCUGCAUGCAUCUAAUGUUAUGCAUCAGGUAUUAUUACUUUGCCUGAAAGUAACCAGUUUUCCUCCCCCUUUUUUAGAAGUAUUCAUGGAAUAAAGAAAUGAUGAGCUAAAGGUUAGCAAAUGUGUAACACGUUGGUGUGGGUGUGGGGUUUUUUUGUUUGUUUGGCUAAUUAAAUUUUGUGCUGAGUAAAAAUAUUGGUUGUUUCUAUUUUAAAAACUGUAGAAUAAAUGGUACAAAAUGACUCGGGUACCAAAGUUUGUAUUUGAGAAGUCUGUAUGGGUUCAUGGAAUUGCUUGUGUAACUGAGGUUCUAGAAUCUAUCCCGUAAGUAAACAGCCUAGCAAUGUAUGAAAACAAUGCUGUAAUAAUUCCAUAUGUGCUGUACAUUUUGUAGACUGUUUCCUGUUAUAGGAACAGCAUUCUAUUUGUCAUCUUCUGUUGCUGGUGAGAUUUGGCACUGUUUAUUUAAAACUAUGGCAUUACAUGUUUGUUUUUUUUAAGAUGAACCUGUUAUAUUUCUAAACAAAAUGCUCUGACCUGUGCCCCCUUUUGUUUCAGUAGAACUACAGUAUUAACGUGUUUCCUGACUGAACUUCGAAUGACAUUGCAUUAAAAUCUCAUCUACUAUCUUGAGAGCUCCCCUGCUGUGCAGUAGCCUAAUAAAAAUAAAGCGUACAGAUAUCAAGUACAGUGUAAAAAUAACAGUGAUUCUAUGAUAUUUUUUCGAACUUUUCUUAUUGCAGACACGCUACAGUAGUUGCUGUUGGUCUUGCAGUCAGCUCACUGUUCCCAGCAUUUAAUUAUAGGUGAGUGUUCUAGAAUCGUAAUGAUAGGAAGUACAUCCAAGAAAUUUCCAUACCAUUCGUCCAAAACUGUAUCUAAAAGCACUGCACUGAGUAUGUUCAUAAUUGAUUAUAAGCUGUGCCUUUAUCUCAAAUUACUCUGAAAUUAUGUGGAAGUACCUGAAAGGCUUGAGAAUCAGGAAGAGCUCCUGUUUGUGACCCCAGCUUUUUUGAGCUCCUGUCAGCUCUUGUUUACAGAUAAAGCAUAAAUUUUGGGGUUUUUUUUAUGGGAUUUCAGUAAUUUUGGGUGACCCUUGUUUGCUCACAGUGAAUAAAUAGCAAUUAGUAGGGUACCUAUAAAUGGUGUGCUCUGUUCUUUUUGUAUGUCUUUGUUUUGGUAGAACAGACUUAAUGUAUUUUUCCCCACUUCAACUUCAGCGAUCCGGCUACUUGUGGUAUGAGCAGGCAAUAGAAGUACGUGUUCUUCUUGUAAUGAGCUGAAACUUAAAAAACAUGCCAGUGUACAGGAAGAUGAAAUACAGUAUUAGAUGUGUCUGGGCAGGCGAGUGUUUUAUUCAUGCGCACGAUUAAGACAGCCGUGAAGAGUGAAAUUGUUGACAGAGUCUUGGAAACGGAAAGGGACUUGUAUUGCCAGUGGUCCUCAGCUAUCUCUGAAUGGGACCCAGAAGUGAUGUGAUGUUUGCUUUCAGCAAGCCAUCCAUUUGGUCCCUGUCUUGGCAGUUAACCAGAGAGAAGAGUAUCUUAAUGGCUGAAUUUGAAUGCUGGUGCUAAAUGCUGUGUCAGGUAUUUGUGCUUUUAGGAACUGAAGGUUUAUGUGAGAGGAAGACAGUCAAGGCCUUCAGCUGGUGUUCUGUGGAGAGUUGGUUCAGUCUGGAAGUAGAAAUGCUGAAUAACAGAGUUCAAAUAGCUUCCCCCCCAUGUAGUUUUAAUACCAUCAGUAUUUUUAUACCAUCUUAGCAGUCUGAAGUUUUUCCAAUGCUGCCACAUCCCCGUGUCAGCUAAUAGCCAAUGACAGUGCUGAUCUUUUGGAUUCUGAUCUUUGCUCUGGUCUGGUUGAAUAACUAAAUCUUCCCACAGAGAUCACUGAAGAGGGGAAAUGCAGGCUCUGGGCAUCCCCAGUGAUUUGACACUUAGUUUCCAAAUGUGAUUCACGUUGAGAUUUUUAAGGAUUUUUUUUUCUAGUCUUUGCUCCUUUCCCUAAGCCUUAUUCUUGGGAUUCUUGUUCUUGAUUUCCAUAGUCAUCCCCUGCCUCUCCUUCGUCUUCCCAGUUGUCUCUUCCCUUUUUCAAACUUGAAGUUCUUGUUUUCCAAAUGGCCGACAACAGUUCCAUUCUUUCUUUGUGGCUUUGCUGAAAUCCACCCACUCCUGCCUUCUCAAAUGUUAUCCCUAAACAUAGGCAAGCUGGAUGUUUUGUUUUGUCUGGAUCACUCCUUAGCUCCAUUGUUCUUUAUUCAGUUUUUCUAGCUGCCACUUUGAUUUCUAGCUUUAGACAGAUGCUUUCCCUGCCUCAAUCAUUCCCAUGACCUCGUCUUUACUAAAUACUGUGUGCUUUAUUAUCUCUCAUUUUUAAAUUCCCUGUCUCUGAUCACUACCUGCUCUCUUUCAGCAUAUCUGUCGUUCUCUCUCCUUUACCCUGUCACUCACUCCUUUUGGGAUCUCCAGUCUGUUAACCUUUCUGACUCUUUUACUCUUCUCAGCUGCCUCUUUCCUUCACUGGCCUUACCUCCUUUGACUCACUGGUCUUUAUUUUCAUCUCUGUCUGCUUCUCUGUAUGUUGUUUCUUUGGUUGCUUCUCACAGUGCCCUGUCUCCAAUACCUUCCCUGUACAUCUUCUCGUGUUAUUUCUUAAUUUCCAUUCCUCAUUUUCUGGAUAUCGCUGCAGAAUGUCAACACAACAAAGCUUUGGACUCAGCUCUGCCUUACCUGUUCUAAUUCUCCUUCCCAAUGGACUUUUUAACCAUUUGGGCCACAUCUUCUUUCUUGGUGAGUUUGCUUCCAGGUUUGCUUUUCAUUUUAGCUUUUAUGUGUUUGCUUGUUUGUUUGUUUUUUUUCUUCCCCAAUUGUUUUGCUUUCUUAGAAUCUGUUUCUGAACCAGGCCUCUGCCUCUCACUGGUGUGAGUUUGGCCCUUUAACUCCUGCAGCUCUUGUUUAUUUCUCUUUGAAUGACUUUCAGGAAUGACUCCUUCACUAGCAAGAAUUUUCUCUUUUACUCCCAUCGUGAAGUGUAUGGCUCCCCUCAUAUUAAAUACUUAUGUUUAAUGCUUACCCCUUUUUCCCUAUUUAGCAUCCUCUUAUUUUAUGUACAUGAAUCCCUUCUCUCUCUGUUUUCGUGUCUUUUGUUUUGCCAUGUCAUUCAAGUGUCCCAAAGCUCCAGUGCCCCCUUCCCCAGUUUGGCUCUCUGAUGGUUCAGUCUCUGGAUCAUUUCUCAACUAUUUGGCCAGCUUUUAACUUGUUGAUUCAAAGAUCUGACUUUUAUUCCAGACUCCCUCUAGACAUUUUUCCAACAUCCUUGACGAUAUUAUUCCCUUUCUCUUAGUUGCUGUUCUCUAUGUUGUGCCUAACUGCAGUUGCACUGUGUUCCAUUGCAGGUUAGCCUACAUCAAAUCAAGCCAGCUGCAGAUAAGGUAGCUUCUGUACUUGCAGCAGUGCUGCAGGUUCUUACCAGAAGCCACACUUCUGUUUGCCCUCUGGGGCUGGAAUGGAAAUGGAGCCUUUUUGCUGUGUUAAUUCUGUAUCCACGUGACCCUAAUUUGGUGUCAAAUCAGAUGUGCUAGCAGUGCACUGCAUUGUUUUCUGUAUACACAUACUAUUAGCCUUCCCAGCUGUAACAGGCUUUCAGACUUGGAAGUCUAUGUUUGCAGACAUUCACUGAUGAUCACAUUGUCUGACCUUUGAUUACUCCUGGUUAUUUUAUUCUUAUGCAUCUGUUCAAAUUGAGUAGCAAAAAAUGUGAUUAAUUAUCCAUUAAACUAAGAAUUUUUAGCGAUAGUGUUUAUUAUUUUUUUGAUUAUAGGGUAGAGAAACAGAUAUCAGGAUGUUUGUGUGUAUAUAUAUACACACAUGUGUAUAUAUAUAUAUUCAUGUCUACAAGAACUCCUCUGAAAGUAAUGCCUUCUAUGUUAUUAAGGUGGCCAGCAGUGUUGGAGGUGGAUUUUGGUGGUAUGGCGGGAGAGGCUGAAACUUCCCAACAGUUGUCUGUGAUAUUUUUUUUGCUGUGUGGCAGGUGGCAGCAGUGGGGCAAAAUGGUGUCUGAUGUGGAAGUGCAAAUGAGUCAAAGGUGUGUUGCUGAUUUCCUCCAUGUGGAAAAUUUGGCCCUUGUUGACACGUGUGGAUGCUUGCUGAAAAUUGAUGGAGACCAAACAGUGGAUGUGAAUGCAGUGAAAGUUGAACUGCUUGGGCAGUGUUUUCUUAGCAGUGAUGCCAUCAUAAUAGCUGUAAAACAUUGGUUAACCUCAGCUGGUGCGGAAUGUUAAGAGCACAGCAUGCUGUUCAUUGCUGGUGAGAAUGCACAGCUAAUGGUAUUAACUGUUGAAAAACAGUUUGAUCAAAUAGCGUUAUCAUGCUCUCUUAUUUCCAUGGAAGCAAAUAGGAGGCAUUACUUUUGGAGCAAACUAUGCAGUAAGUACUUAUUUGCACCGUAGUAAUUCUUUACUUAGAGAGUAUCAGUUCCUGGUUGGUAAAAAGCAAAUUCUUUCCUAAUGUGUGUUGGAUUUCUGUUUCGUUUUUCUUGCCAGCUUGUGUAACUUGUUCUUUUACAACUGCUUUAAUGAUGUGUGGAGGCCUUACAACUUUUGUGUGAUAGAAAUCUUCUGUUUGUGUGGCAAUAAAAAGAAUGUAAGAAAUUA